UCAAAAAAUAUCUCCUUCCGAGCAAGAGACGGACAGAGAUAGAAGCUUGUUCAAUACGUUUACAUCUCUCUCUCUCUCUCUCUCUCGCUCCAUCGGUCCUCCACCAUAUAACUCCCUCCCAUACCCACUUUGCUUUUUCUCUAAUGUCUGCUUCUUCUGAUCGCUUUGAGACCAUAGUAAAUUCACAUCCACCACGGCCAUCACCACCGACAACCACACCUAGCUUUUGUUUCUCAAAUUCAUUCAUGAACACCUCCUUCACAGACCUCCUCGUCGGUGAUGUCUUCCCCACCACCACCACCACAGCCGUCGCGGGUAGCCGCGGACUUGCUAAUCGAAUAGCUGAGAGAAGUGGCUCAGGGGUGCCCAAAUUCAAGUCGAUUCCCCCACCUUCCCUCCCCCUCUCUCCACCUGCUAUCUCUCCUUCUUCAUACUUUGCUAUCCCUGCUGGAUUAAGCCCUGCUGAGCUUUUGGAUUCUCCUAUCCUUCUGUCCUCGUCCAACAUUUUUCCAUCUCCAACUACUGGGACUUUUCCAUUUCACACCUUCAAUUGGAAAAGCAACACUAACAACCAGCUGGGUAUCAAGCAGGAGGAGAAAAACUACUCAGACUUCUCUUUUCAACCCGGAACAAGGCCUCCGAGAUCAUCCACAUCAAUGUUUGAGUCACAAAACAAUGGAAUUCCGAAGGAACAACAGGUUAGGCAUUAUCAAGAACACACCAAGCAAGGUGGCCUAUCAUCCAUGAAUACAACGGUGAAGUCUGAGCCUCCCUCAAUACAGAGUUUCUCCCCUGAGAUUUCUACUGUUGAAAACACUCAAAGCAAUGGCAGAUUCCAGUCAGCUUCUAGUAAUUACAACCAAUCCUCCCAGUCGAUGAGUGAGCGAAGAAGAUCAGAUGAUGGGUAUAAUUGGAGGAAAUAUGGGGAGAAAAAAGUGAAAGGAAGCGAAAAUCCGCGGAGUUAUUACAAGUGUACAUACAACAAUUGCCCAAUGAAAAAGAAAGUAGAGAAGUCUUUAGAUGGUGGUCAGAUUACAGAGAUUGUUUAUAAGGGCAGUCAUAAUCAUCCCAAGCCUCAGAGCACUAGGAGAUCAUCAUCAUCAGUUUCUUCUCAGGCAAUUCAUUUCAAUCCUUCAAACGAGGACAUCCCAGUUCAGUCAUAUGCAUCACAAGGUACUGGACAAAUGGAUUCAGAACCAACACCAGAGAAUUCUUCUAUAUCGGUUGGGGAUGAGGAUUUCGAACAGAGUUCCCAGAAUUGUAAAUCAGGGGGAGAUGAGUUUGACGAAGAUGAACCUGAUGUCAAAAGAUGGAAAAGCAUAAAUGAAAGUGAAGGCAUAUCAGCACCAGGAAGUAGGACACUGAGAGAACCUAGGGUUGUAGUUCAGACUAAAAGUGAUAUUGAUAUUCUUGAUGAUGGAUAUAGAUGGAGAAAGUACGGUCAGAAGGUGGUGAAAGGAAAUCCUAAUCCAAGGAGCUACUAUAAGUGCACAAGUGCUGGAUGUCCAGUGAGAAAACAUGUCGAGCGAGCAUGUCACGACCUAAGGUCGGUGAUAACCACUUACGAGGGAAAGCACAACCACGAUGUUCCAGCUCCUCGUGGCAGCGCCUCCCACUCUGUCAACAGGCCUCUGUUACAUACCACUACCAACAAUGCAGCCAUGGCAAUUAGGCCGUCGUCCAUGUCCCAUCUCUCCAACAACCCCAUGACCAAUCCCAUUCAGAGUAUGAGGCCACCACCGUCCGUUUAUCAAGCACCCUUCACAUUGGAGAUGCUGCAGAGUCCUGGGAGUUUUGGAUUCUCGGAAUUUGGAAAUUCAAUGGGCUCUUACAUGAAUCAAUCACAACACACAGACGAUGUCUUCUAUAAGACUAAGGAAGAACCUAGUGAGGACAUGUUCCUCGAGUCGUUGCUGUACUGAAUCGCUUCAUUUUGGAUGUUUGGGCUUUUAGAUGUAUUGGGAUUUAGAUACAGUAAGAAGGUCAGAUUCAAUGACCAAAAAAAAGAAAAGAUUCAUUUGUUGUCGUUUUUUUCAAUCUUUUUGUCAUAUGUUUUUUUGUAUUUUGAUGUAUAUUUAUUUCUACAGGAAUUUGGUUUUGUAUAUUCAGAGAAAUAUAUGGUACA
Molecule: messenger RNA, 2125 nt
Organism: Ilex paraguariensis (yerba mate)
Lineage: Eukaryota; Viridiplantae; Streptophyta; Magnoliopsida; Aquifoliales; Aquifoliaceae
Source: the annotation of a GenBank genome assembly